Messenger RNA from Knipowitschia caucasica, 1464 nucleotides. NCBI's taxonomy places the organism in Eukaryota, Metazoa, Chordata, Actinopteri, Gobiiformes, Gobiidae. The record is from the annotation of a GenBank genome assembly.
AUGGUCACUUUGUCCGAGCACCAGCGGAGCUCUGUCGAGAGGAGAACCUUCCAGAAGGACAACCAUCUCUGCAGCAAUCCACAAAAGAGAGCUGCAGCGUCGAGGGAUUGUGGAAAGCACCGCACAGGGGCUAAUGCCGAACUGAUCACCACUGAAAUAGAGCCACUGCACGGCCUAUCCCAGAGGAGCAGCAUGCCCCCCAGUCCCCCCUCUCCUGCAAGCCCUGCUGGUGACAGCAGGGUGGAGCUGGGACAGAAGGUGACCCUGCUGAGGGGCAUCUCUAUCAUCAUCGGGACCAUCAUCGGAGCAGGCAUCUUCAUCUCGCCCCGGGGCAUCGUGGUGCACACGGGAAGCAUUGGGGUUAGCCUUCUGGUGUGGGUCGCCUGUGGAGUACUCUCCCUGUUCGGGGCCCUGUGCUAUGCCGAGCUAGGCACAUGUAUAAAGAAGUCCGGGGGCCACUACACGUACAUCCUGGCUGCCUUUGGCCCUCAGUUGGCCUUCAUCCGUCUGUGGGUGGAGCUGGUGGCCCUCAGACCUGCAGCCAUGGCGGUGAUCUCUCUGGCCUUUGGACGGUACAUACUGGAGCCGCUGUUCAUGCCCUGUGCUGUUCCUCCGCUGGCUGUGAAGCUGGCCACCACCAUUGGUAUCACUGCCGUCAUGUAUCUGAAUGCCAUGAGCGUCACAUGGUCGGCCAGAGUGCAGAUCUUCCUGACCGCUAGCAAGCUCUUGGCCAUGGGCAUCAUCAUUAUCCCGGGCCUCUACCGCCUCCUCGCAGGAGACACCAGGAACUUUGAGAAUGCCUUUGAUACCAGCCACACGCAGCUGUCUGGGAUGCCGCUGGCCUUCUACUCUGGGAUGUACGCCUACGCCGGCUGGUUCUACCUGAACUUUGUGACAGAGGAGAUCGAGAAUCCGGAGCGAACUCUUCCUCUGUCCAUCUGCAUCUCCAUGGCUGUGGUUACCUGCUGCUACGUGCUGACUAACGUGGCCUACUUCAGUGUGAUGUCUGUCGAUGAGUUGCUGGCCUCUGAAGCUGUGGCUGUGACAUUUGCCGAGCGGGUGUAUGGGAGCUUAUCUGUGGUCGUGCCUGUGUUUGUGGCCCUCUCCUGCUUCGGCUCCAUGAAUGGCUCGCUCUUCGCCCUGGCCAGGAUGUUCUACGUGGCGUCCCGGGAGCAACAGUUGCCCAGAGUUCUGUCCAUGAUCCACGUGCGCAGACACACGCCGCUGCCCGCUGUCUUUGUGCUGUACCCCAUGACCGUCCUGCAGCUCUUUGUGGGGGACAUCUACAGUCUACUGAAUUUCAUGAGUUUCAUUCGCUGGCUCUUCAUCGCGGUUGUGGUGCUGGGUCUGCUGUACAUGCGCUACACCCAACCCGAGCUGCCCCGGCCCUUCAAGGUGAGCCUCUCCACCACCCAGCCCGUACUGCCCCGGCCCUUCAGAAUUUUACUUAUAAAGCACAGUUAG